Molecule: messenger RNA, 4798 nt
Organism: Silurus meridionalis
Lineage: Eukaryota; Metazoa; Chordata; Actinopteri; Siluriformes; Siluridae
Gene: ctbp2a
Product: C-terminal binding protein 2a
Exons: 10
Coding region: 341-3508 (1055 amino acids)
Molecular function (GO): oxidoreductase activity, acting on the CH-OH group of donors, NAD or NADP as acceptor; transcription corepressor activity; NAD binding
Source: RefSeq, a predicted model, not a curated record
UUCAUGGUUUUCGUUUUACACUUUCACAAUGGAGUAGCAAGACUGUCUUCGUCUACAGCCAGAGUGUGAUAGAGAGCAGUCGGUAUCCUCUUUCCGUUUUGCGUUGCCAACAGCAAUACGGAUUGGAUUAAUUAUUCAGCUAUUACCUACCAAUAGAAGCGAUUUGAAAACAAAGCUCUAAAGAACAGAAGAAAGAUAAAAUACAGCUGGAACAAGGAGUCAUGCAACAUCAAUUUGUUUUUAAAUCUGCCACUCCAAGUUACAUAAAGGUAAUAGAAAAGCUAGAGAGCACACGAGAAAACCAUCUUGCUCCAGUUUUUUUUUUACCGUCUUGGUGCUGAUGUUGGUCUCUAACAAGCAGUUGCCGAUCGCUCGGUCCCAUAGCUGGGACAUUCUGGCUUGGAAUGAGAGUCAGUGGGAACGCAGCGAGAAUAUGUAUGAGCAGCAGAACAGGACAACUGACCGAGACUCUUUUGGAGGGGAUGCUGAAGGUUGGUAUGUACCUUCCACUGGUGUGGGCCCAUCUGAUAUGGACAUGAAACGAGAAUACCAUAAUCAAGGGCCGCUUUAUAAUAAACAUUUUGUAGAUCGACCAGAUCCAUGUAGUAUGAGGAAGAGUUCUGUUCCUGAGCUGAACAGUCAUUAUGAUCGUCCAUCCAUGGCGCAUCGUGGAUCUCUAACUCCAGUGGAUUCUUACCAGCAAAAUCCUGCAAUGUUUUCCAGACCACCUGAUGGUUUUUAUUGUGGGGAACAAAUGCCCAUUAACCGGCCAGCUUCUAAUUAUAUUAUGAUGGGAGCGACUCAACCACUUUGGAACCAGAACCAAUCUGGGAGGUCAAGUGUGCCUGCUCCCAGUCCAGCACCACCUCCUCCAAGGCACACUAUUUACCGGGAGCCAUGCACCCCUGGGCCUCCGCCUGCCACGCCAGUAGCCAAAACAAUAGCAGAAAGGCACUGCAUACCAAGCCGAGCACCAUCUUCUACUCGCCAUGCCAUUGAAGCAGCUACUCCUUGUUAUGGGAGUGAGGCUCCCUCCUCUCUUCCUGGAUGCUCAAUGUAUAGCAAUCUUAAAGGAAGACCUGUGGAGCCAGGUCAGCCUGCAGCCACCUGCCUUGUGCUAGAUCCAUUCUCUCAAGGUAUGGUUAUGCGACAGGAAAACCCAUCAACAUCUGUUAUUGGACAGCAAAAGCAGGAAUUAGCACAGCAACUGUUGCAGCCACAAAUGCAACAAUCCAAGCCAUUUCAUCCAGUACAGUAUCCUGAUCAACAACCACAGCAAAUCCAGCAAGUGCAGCAAAUGCCACAGCCUGCACAAUCUGUUCAGCAGGGACAACCUGUGGCACCACCAAAUCCUGUUUAUGACCCUAACCCUCCCUUGUCAUCUCCUGCCUCAGUGACUACUUCAGUCACAGCUACUAUGCCUACUCAGGGUUCUCUUCAGCUGCCCACACAACCUGCUCCCACUCUUACAACGACUCAAAACUCCAUGGCUCCUGUGGACCCUAAGAGGUCAGUUGACCCAGAGUAUCUGGGAUUUCUACGCAGUGAAGGUUUGUCUGAGAGCACUGUAACCUCUCUGCUACAGCAGGGGUUUGAUUCCACUGCAAUGCUAGCUGUUAUGGAACAGAAUGAUGUUUACUCUGUUGCACCCAACUUAGGGCAGGCACGUGUUCUCUCUCAUGUGGCAGCCAGUUGCAAACGUCCUCUAGAAGUCCCUCAGCACCAGAGUGCUCCAUUCCGAGGUAGAUCCAACAGUUUCAGCCAUCGCAGUGAUGCAUACGUACACCAGCAACCACCAACGACUCCAAGUCUGGACUCUCAGUAUAUGCAGCAACCCAUGACUCCAGUCCAGACCAUCUUUCCAAGGAUGACUGAGGUCAUGGGCCGCAGACCUAGCAGUGCUCCUUCUCAGCAGCUGCUAGAGGCUAGUGGAUACCCAAUAACAAGGACACAUCCACUUUCAUCACACAUACCAGGAGUGCAACCCCAAAUCCUUGGUUUGCAACAACAAAUGUCACCUUCUAUCUAUGGCAUGCCACAACAAACACUAGCACUGGCUGGACUAUCAAAGUCUACAACCAUGUCCACUCUGCCAGCACAGCAAGCCCCCAAAGCAUACUCUACCAACUACACUGUGCCAAUAGAGCUGAUGAAGAGGGAUCGAAGCGUAGCCACAAUGUCUAGCCUGUCCAAUCCACAGCCAAGCCCCCAUAUAAUGCGGAAGACUGGGAAACCUCACGAGAGUGCUCUGGUGCCAGUGGGUGCUGCUGUACAGACUCCCAAUCAGAAGCUCUUACGACGCACUGGACCCCCUGUUAUUGUCUCCACUAUGCCAUCGCCAGACACAAGUAUAAGGCCACAAAUCAUGAACGGACCGAUGCAUCCUCGGCCGCUGGUUGCUCUGUUGGAUGGACGGGAUUGUACGGUGGAAAUGCCCAUCCUCAAAGAUUUGGCAACCGUGGCCUUCUGUGAUGCCCAGUCCACACAGGAGAUCCACGAGAAGGUACUAAAUGAAGCAGUAGGAGCAAUGAUGUACCACACCAUCACACUCACCAGAGAGGACCUGGAGAAGUUUAAAGCCUUACGCAUCAUCAUCCGCAUCGGCAGUGGCUACGACAACAUUGACAUUAAAGCAGCUGGAGAAAUGGGCAUAGCAGUGUGCAAUAUCCCUUCCGCAGCUGUAGAGGAGACAGCAGACUCUACCCUCUGUCACAUCCUGAACCUGUACCGGAGGAACACCUGGCUGUACCAGGCUCUUCGGGAGGGCUCACGGUUCCAGAGCAUUGAGCAGAUCAGGGAGCUGGCAUCAGGAGCUGCUCGUAUACGAGGAGAGACGCUGGGACUCAUAGGGUUUGGUCGAACGGGCCAGGCGGUAGCGGUUCGGGCAAAAGCGUUUGGCUUCAAUGUGAUCUUUUAUGACCCGUAUCUGCAGGAUGGUUUAGAACGCUCACUGGGUGUCCAGAGAGUGUACACCCUCCAAGACCUGCUCUACCAAAGUGACUGUGUGUCUCUGCAUUGCAAUUUAAAUGAACACAACCACCACUUGAUUAAUGACUUUACUAUCAAACAGAUGCGCCAGGGUGCAUUCCUUGUGAACUGUGCACGUGGGGGUCUGGUGGAUGAGAAAGCUUUGGCUCAUGCCCUGAAGGAAGGAAGAAUCCGGGGAGCGGCUCUGGAUGUGCACGAGUCAGAACCAUUUAGUUUUACCCAGGGUCCACUGAAAGAUGCUCCCAAUCUGAUCUGCACGCCUCACACAGCUUGGUACAGUGAGCAGGCCUCGCUGGAGAUGCGAGAAGCAGCUGCGACUGAGAUUAGAAGAGCUAUUACAGGCCGUAUUCCAGACAGCCUUAGAAACUGUGUCAACAAAGAGUACUUUAUUGCUACUGCAGCGUGGGGAGCAGUGGAGCAGCAUCCAGUGCAUCCAGAGCUCAAUGGUGGUGCAUAUAGAGUGGCCCAACCAUUACAAUCCAUAUCUCCUGGUGGCCUGCAAGACAAAAUGUAUACCUAAACCCAACCAGGGUCCGGUGGGGACGACUUCUAGAGGACCAGAGGAGGGCACAAAGCCAGGUGGGGGUCCCAGUGCCCAGACCCCCCAGCCCAACCCUACCCCAGGCCUGAACCAAUCCCACACACAACGUGAGCACAGAACAGAUAUCUAAGGAGAAACCAAACGCAGGGAGGCGUUUAUACUGCUACUGAACAGUUCACAUAGCGAGUUCAUUUCAAACCAGGGAUAAGAAGAAGUAAAGUGUCCAGGAGCUACGCCUAACUGCAGUAGGAACAGCUGAAAUAUCCAGCAUGGAGGUGUCCUUUUGCUCCUGUCUUUUCAUGGGAUAUUUUUUUUUUUUUGGAUGUAGUUGUUUUUGUUCCAGAUGUGUUCCUUCCACAUGUAUGUUAUAAUGUACUUGUCUGUUUGGGACUGUGUGCAUGGACAGGAGGGCAGGAAUUCUAGUCCACUCAUUGAGUCCUCAAAGGAAGCUUGGCAUCACGUCAGUCAUCCGUUCUCACCAGCUUUGUGAACACUUGUAGAUGCAUUUAAUCUGUUAACAUGUGUUUCUUUCUAUUUCCCUGUUGCCUCUUCCUUUAAACCAAACCAGUUAUUAUUUAUCCUCUUAAUUCUGUGUUUAAGUGAUUAUAUUGGUAUGCAGUGUAUUUAUCAAAAAAUUUAAGACAAAAGGUUCAAUUAUUGAUAAUCUUAGUGUGACCCCUUCUCUUAUCUUGGCCUUAUAACCAGCUGAACCUUAUUAAUUAGGAAAUAACCACAAGUCUAACCACCAUCUCUAAUGUUCAGGCAUUUUUUUUUUAUUCAUUUACACAGAAGUGUUCAGGCAACUUAUUGAAUUAAUUGAGAGAAUUAGAUUUUUUUUUGUCAUAAAUGAAGACUAUGGAUGGCAGCUCAGAUUGAAAUGGUCAAGAGUUAAAUGCCACCCUGCUCAGGAAACACUUCUUCUGUCAUGUCUGAGUAUUAUAAUUAUAAAUCUCAUGUCUGAUUAUCCCACCAUCCACUUUUUCCUCAUACAGCUCUCUUGCUGAUAUUUUUAUAGAUGUAAAAUAGAAAAUAUUUUAAUGUUGCCCUUAGAUUUGUAUUACCAUAGUAUGCAAACCUUUCUUUUGCCUUUUGUGUUAUGACACCACCUGAAGUUCAUUUUGUUGUUACUGAAAUGUCUUUUUCAGCCCACUUUGCCAGUACAUUUAUAUUAGUACAGUGGGUUAUGUUUUUAUUGUGUUUUCUUGUACCAAGCAUCCUUGACAGUGCAAAUAAAAAAGAAAAAGGCUUGUUCUCGUGCAGAAUUCCCAA